Messenger RNA from Dermatophagoides farinae (American house dust mite), 3386 nucleotides. NCBI's taxonomy places the organism in Eukaryota, Metazoa, Arthropoda, Arachnida, Sarcoptiformes, Pyroglyphidae. The record is from RefSeq and is a predicted model, not a curated record.
UUAUUUUUUUAAAUAUAUAAACCAGAAAGGCCAAAGAUUCUCUUUCUAUGUAGCUCUUGUACUAUGUAUAUUAGAUCUAUAGUACAGUAGAUUGUUUUACAUUGCUCUAUGUCAUUUACUCGCAGAAGAAGAUCCAACGAGUUUCUCCUGAAAAGAAAAAUUUUUUUUUUCGUUCUGGCUCAAAUACGAUCCACGAGUUUUUUUUUCCUUUUUACUUUUUCACCAAUCGGUUUCAAAAGUUUCUUCACGUUCCAAGAAAAAUUUUAUCUUCUUCAUUUCAUAUUCUAGUCUUAACAUCUCUAAAGUAUAAAGUGUUGAAUUUUUCAUCAUCAUCAUCAUAUAACCAUCAUGGAUUCGGUCACUACACAUGAGAUUGCCGGUGAUCAUUUGCAAUUAUAUGAAAAAUUCUAUCAGCAGAUAAAUCCGACCAAUUCUGAUAUUAUCAAUGCAAUGGAUGCGGCAAAUUUUCUACGUAAAUCCGGUCUCAAUCAAAUGACAUUGAAAAUUAUUUGGGAUUUAAGCGAUCCAAAUGGUCUUGGUUAUCUGGACAAGAAAUCAUUUUUCGUUUCACUCAAAUUGAUUGCCAUGGUUCAGAAUGGCCGUGAACCAAAUCAUUAUUUAAAAGCAACGUUACCACCACCUAGAAUUAAUGAUGAUUUUUUCAAAUCAAUCGAUUGGAAUAUAUCAACGGAAAAUGCUCAAAAAUUUGCCACCGUAUUCAAUUCGAUGGGUCCAGUUGAAGGAAAAUUAGCUGGAACAAAAGUUAAACCAUAUUUAAUUAGUUCUAAAUUACCGGUGGAAACAUUAACAAAAAUCUGGGAUCUAAGCGAUAUCGAUCAAGAUGGAUUUCUAAAUCUAAAAGAAUUCAUUGUGUGUUGUCAAUUGAUAGCACGAGCCAGUCAAGGUUUUAUAUUGCCAGCCGUAUUGCCCAAUGAAUUAUUAAACUUUAAUCCAGCUGAUCCAUCUGCUCGUUCAUUUUCACGAACAUCAUCAGUAUCGUCACAAUCAUGUGUAUCACCACAUUUGAAUCUGAAUGAAGCCACAAAAUCAACUUCAUCAAAUCAAUGGAUUGUAACAAAUGAAGAGAAAAUAAAAUCUGAUGAAUUAUUCAUCAAAUUAGAUAAAGAUAAUGAUGGUUUAGUUAGCGGUUUAGAUGUUAAAGAUACAUUGCUUGAAAGCGGUCUUCCACAACCGGUACUUGCUCAUAUAUGGAAUUUAUGCGAUAUGAAAGAGACCGGAAAAUUGAAUGCCGAACAAUUUGCAUUGGCACGGUAUUUUAUUCAACAAAAACAGAAUGGUAUAGAACUACCAAUGAAAUUAUUGCCGAAUAUGAUACCACCGACGUUUAGGCCUAAACCUAUGGAAUCUAUAAGUAACGAAAAUAUCAAUGGUUCAAUGAAUUUAUUACAACAACAACAACAACAAAUGGGAACAUCACCUACAUCUUCAACAUCAUCAACUGGUAAUCGAGAAUUGGAUCUUUUACAAGAAGAUAUCAAAAAGAUUCAAUUAGAAAAAACCAAAUAUGAAUCGGAAGUAAUUGCAGAAGAACAAUCACUUCGAUUAAAACAGAGCGAAGUAAAAUCCAUACAUAAUGAGAUCGAAGCAUUGUCACAAAUGUUGAAACAAUUGGAAAAUCAAAAGAAUGAUGCCAAAAAACGUAUCGAUGAUCUCAAUACACAGUUAAAAUAUUUAGAAAAUAAUUUGCAUGAUAUUUCAGUUAAAGUUGAAAAUUUAAAUAAACAAUAUAAUGAACAAAAAAAGAAUAUCGAUGAUCAAGAAUCGGAUUUAAAUUCAAAAAAACAAGAAUUUGAACAAUUAAAAUCUGAAGAAACGGUAUUGGAAACAAAAAUUGAAUCGGCCAAAAAAGAAUUAGAACGAACAACAAAAUUAGCUGCCGAUACACAGCUGGAAAUUAGCCAAAUCAAAGCAAAUACUGUGGAAUUAGAUGAAUAUGAAAGACGGUUUAAUGAAACAAUUUAUGAUUAUGAUAAUGCUAUUUCGAAUGCCGAUUAUGCUAAUAUCACUUCAUUGUUAUCGAGAUCAAUUACUCCUCCUGUAUUAUUGACCGAAGAGCAGCAUGGCAAAGUGUUGGAUUCAACUUUAGAUGAAGAUCAAUUCAAUUCGGAUCCAUUUGCCGGUGAAGAUCCAUUCAAAGAUGAUCCAUUUGGUUCUAACAAAACUGCUAAUGACGCUUUUGGUUCGGAUAAUUUUGCAAAUUUCGAUGCAUUUGGCACAAGCAAUACUGCAAACAAUAAGGGCGAUCCAUUCGGAUUCUCACCAUUUGAUUCGAACCAAUCAGCCAAUGAUCAAUUUCGAUCGGAAAGUCCAACACCAGCAUUGCCGCCCAAAAAAAGCAAAGCUCCACCACCACGGCCAGCCCCUCCCAGUAAAUCUUCGGCAACCAACAAAACACCAUUACGAGCGGCACCACCACCACCAUCAUCAUCAAAAGAUAAACCAGAAAGACCACCACCAUUGUAUGCAAAUGCAUCAUCUAAUUUUGAUCCAUUCACUGAUCAGAAUCGUGACCCAUUUGGUUCUGAUUCAGGCUUUUCAUCCUCUAAUACACAGAAUUUCGCAAAUUUUGCCGAUUUCGAUAAGGCACAGUGAUUCAUUUUGAGAAAAAAAACAAAAAAAAAAUAAUUCUUGUCUUUAUCAUCACUUUUUAUUGUCUUGUUGCUGUGUUUUUGAUUCCUAGCGUUUUUUUUCCAUACACUUGAACACACAUACCGACAUUUGUGUUUUUCCCAUUUAUUCUUUGGUGAUUUUAAUUCUAUAGUCAUUCCGUUUCAUUAUCGUUAUCAUUCCUAUUUUUUUUUUUUUAACAUCAACACUUAUUAUCACACAUGUUCAUGAUUCUUAGCAAUAUCAACAUACACACACAUACAAACAAAAUAUAUAAAUCAUGAUUCAUUACAAUCAUAAUAUAUACCUGGAAAUACGAGUAUUGCCUUAAUUUUAUUCUGUGUUUUUUCUUUUCUUCAUUCAUUCAUUCAUUCGUUUGUUUUUUUUUCAUUGUUGAUCUUGUUAUAAUAAUAAUGAUAAUUGUUUUGUAAAUAGUAUCAAACACUCACACAUACACCCCCACACACACACACAAAAGAUAUUUGCACUCGAUUUCUUGGAUCAUUAUCAUCAUCAUCAUCAUCAACAUCAUCAUCGUCAACAACAAGAGCAUCCUAUUUAUUAAUUAAUUAACUAAUUAUAAUUGAAUACAUUGAUCAUCCAAAACCUUCUAUACAGUGAAAACAAAACAGUCAAAAGUUUGAUGUUCAAUAGUAACGUGAAUCUAAAAGACUCGUAAAUUUUCUUAUUAUAGUAAGCAAUACAUUUUCAAAUAUACACACACACACACACAUAAAUCUAUCGGCAAAAACAAAAAC